CGAGUUUGGCGACCACUAUUUUCUCUGCCAUACGGGCGGCGAGCGGAUCUUUGAGACACAACAACAUGCGCAAGCUGUUUUUUCGCGUUUUGGCGGAAGCAGACGUGCCGUCCAACGUGGAGGCGCCCCUGCAGAGCCUCGGCAUCACCCCACCCGACGACAGCCCCAACAGCCAGCGCAUGGACAUCUACUGCGUGAUCGACGGACAUGACUAUCUCCUCGGUGUCACUAUCACCUACCCCUGCCGACCUGACGCCUCCACUAUCCCUUUUCACCGGACGGUGAACCGGCGCGGCGCGCAGCUGCCUGGUGGGAAAGCAGCAGGACUGGCGGAGAAGGAGAAGAUCGACAAGUAUGGUCCUGCCGCCCGUGCAGCCGGCUUUCGCUUCGUCCCUCUCGCGAAGGAGACAUUCGGCAGAUGGGGAGAGAAGACGAUGGAUUUCCUGAAGAUGCUGGCCAAGAGGAAGCCCCGCCCCACUUCCAUCCCCGCCGAUGAGGACGGAGCUUUCCGCGAGAGUGUCAUCAAACAUUGGAGCCAACUCCUGUCCGUCGAGCUGACGAAGCACAACGCGUUCCAGGUGGCCAGCCGAGCGCAGCGCGCCGCAGCCGCCAGGGGUCCUCGGAGGGCCCACGCCUUCCCAGAAGACUCUGUCAGCCGCGGGCCAUACAGGCCCCACACCAUCCCCGCCUCUGUGCUAUAAGCAGGCGGGCGGGUGCUUUCGUGCAGGGUUGGUGUUUGGGUGUGUGUGUGUGUGUCUCGCGUGUGUGUUUUCGAUGUUUUGCCUUCUUCCGCGUGGCUUGCAAUGGUCUGGUUGAUUGGAACGCUAGUGUCUUUGGUUGAGACGGAU
Vitrella brassicaformis is the source of this 848-nucleotide messenger RNA. The record is from the annotation of a GenBank genome assembly. Lineage: Eukaryota; Vitrellaceae.